Molecule: messenger RNA, 1475 nt
Organism: Betta splendens (Siamese fighting fish)
Lineage: Eukaryota; Metazoa; Chordata; Actinopteri; Anabantiformes; Osphronemidae
Product: rhodopsin
Exons: 10
Coding region: 369-1415 (348 amino acids)
Biological process (GO): G protein-coupled receptor signaling pathway
Cellular component (GO): membrane
Molecular function (GO): G protein-coupled receptor activity
Source: RefSeq, a predicted model, not a curated record
UCUGUUUAUUGGGGUAAAAAACUAUAUUGUCCACUCGUCUCCUUAAGAAAACAAAAACGUACCCUUUUUAUUUUAACUUAACUGAAUUCUUAAUCUCUGCCUUGCCAUAUCUAAUAUUAACGUCAACGCUUUCUUUUCCCGGAGCUUCCUUCGAAAAUUGCUCAGCAGCAUCAUUACCCUCCACUUUAUGAGCAGGACUGCAUACAGCAGACGGGUUAACCCAGGACAGGUCCCCUGCCCAUCACAGAGACGCUUACAAACACCUACGGACGGUUUAGACGCUCCAGUCAACCUGACUGCAUGUUGGACUGUGGGAAGAAACUGGAGGAAGCCCACACAGACACGGUGCCCAUUGGGUAGAAGUAUUUAUGUCUGUGUCAGCAAGAGACAGCGUCAGGUCGGAGGCAGCAGCUUACAAUAAAAUGACUGAGUGGUUUAACGGGACCGUGUCCAAGGACAGACUGUGGUCGGGGGCGGAGAAGUGGCUGGUGGUGGCAGUGCUGGGACUGGAGAUGGUUAUAGGAGUUGCAGGAAACAGUUUGGUUCUGCUGGUCAAAGCCAAGUGCAGGGGUUGUUUCCGCUGUCAGUACUGGCUUCCUUUCAUCAGUCUCACCAUGUCAGACUUAGUGUUUGACAUCACACUUUGUUGCGAAGGCUGCACCCUCCUAAUCAUCUCCAGCUCCCUGGUUGCCAUAGUGACAGGGGGUCAGAUGUCACCGUGGUGCGAGGUCGUCAGUCUGCUGAAAUUCGCCUUCAUCACUUCGUCCAUCGGGAGCAUAGCUGUUCUCUGCCUGCAGCGCUUCAUUGGAAGGGCCUCCACAGAAAGGCCCUGUUUUGUUGCCAUGGUGAUAGCUUGCUCAGCUUCCUGGGUGAUGGGGCUGGUGUUUGGGAGCGUCCCUGUCAUCUACAGCUGGAUCAGGUACGACCCGGCAGAGAUGCUGUGUGCGGUGUUCUGGGAGAGCAGCUACUCAGACAUGCUGGUCUACAUCCUCUGUGCCUUCUCCAUCUGCAUCUUCCUGCCCUUCCUCCUCAUCGUCUUCUGCUCUGUGCUCAGAUCCAGCAGUUUAAACGACAGUGAGGACAGCGAUGAUGAAGCCGACCUGUCUGCUGUCACUCCAUUGCUGGUGGCCUCCUACCUGGUCUGCUACUCUCCCUUUGCUGUGGCUGAGCUGAUUCUACUGGGCAGGCUGGACCUGUCUCAGGCGCCCAGCUGGUUAAGGACGCUGUCAUCGGUGAUGUCGUACCUGGACUGUGCUGUGAACCCUCUGAUCUACUGCUCACACAAGGCCUUCAGGGAGGCGGGGCUGGCCCUGCUGUGGACCAGCAGCGAAGCGCCAUCGGAGCCGGUGCUCACUGCUGUGACUCCACGGGACGUGAACCUGAGGCACAGAACCGACAGUAACGCCACACCAUGACUUCUGUUUGCUGUAAAAUGUUUUCCACCUAAAAUCUUCCCGUAAAGUGUCACAACAAAA